Molecule: messenger RNA, 1804 nt
Organism: Prunus avium (sweet cherry)
Lineage: Eukaryota; Viridiplantae; Streptophyta; Magnoliopsida; Rosales; Rosaceae
Source: RefSeq, a predicted model, not a curated record
GUAUACAUUAGCUGAAGCCAGUACCUCAAUUGCUAAAUUUGAGGAUGAUAGUGUAGAUGAUGAGACAGCAGCCGAUACAUUUGAGGAUGAAAUUGUGGAUCAUGAGACAGUAUUCAAUACCUCAAUUUCAAUUUCUGAAUUGGAGACUGAAAUUGUGGAAGAGUCACUGGCCUCAGAAAAUGACUGGGGCUCCCAAGUCUCCAGGACCUAUGAAGCCUUGAAGUAUGGCUCUUUUAUUACGGAAAUAGGCCCCUUGAAUGUGAAUGCUGCUUUCGCAUUUGCAGGGACUACCCCUUUCAUCACUCUCAGUUACUACCUAGCUGAGAAGUUGAAGAAUUUUGUACAAAAAGAUGCCAGAUUUCACCACUGGGUUGAAAAAUAUUCAUCCAAGCAUUAUCAGGCACAUUAUAUCCGUACGGAGAGGGUGCUCAAUCAUCUAUGCCGCUCUUUGACCAGUGAUGCCCGCCUUCAGUUUGUUGAAUCGCGAUAUAGAAGUUCCAUGGAAUUGGCAGUAGCCUUUUUCAGCCGGCAAGUCAUUGUUGAUCAAUUCCCCAUAGUUCCUGUAAUCAAGGACGAGUUUGAUACUAGAAGAGAGCUCCUCCUUAUUGCCUGUGGGUUGAGUUUCUCCUGCUGUGAUUCUUACACCAAAGAUUUGAUGAAGGAAAUACCUAUUGUAAGGGUGGGAUUUGUACAUAAAAAUGUACAGGAAGUCUUAUCUCAAUUUGCAGAUUUUGAAAUAAAAUUGGACGUUUUCAAUGAGAUUUCUAAGAAGACUAAGAAGAAGAAACUGUUGAGGAUAUUUGUUGGAAGCUCGGUUGGUGACCUCGGCCCUCUUCUGGAAGCAGAAAUAGGGAUUGUCAUCAAUCCUUGCGAUCACCUUUUGGCGGUAGGCCAUCAAUUUGGGGUGACUUUUAUGCCACUGUUGUGGGCAGUCAUUCAAAAAAGCACACAAAUGCGAGAAGGAAUAGGGUCCCUUUGGAAAUCAAAGACUGGGACCCUUUAUCUUGUCAACAGUUGGCAUGAGAUAAUCAUGUUUAUCUUUGGAGCUUGUGGUGCUAGGAAUGAGAAGCCACCUCGUGGCGAUAUUCUUGUACCUAAGUCUGCAAAGACAUCUUCUGCUUCUAAACUUUGGGCACUUUUGCCGAAGCCAAAGAAUGUUGGUGUUGAGAUGCCAAAGCCAAAGAGUGCUGCAAAGCUACCUGAAGCUGAGGCUGAAGCUGAGACUGAAACUGAGACUAAAGCUGACACUGAAGCUGAGACUCCAAAGACAUCUUCUGCUUCUAAACUUUGGGCACUUUUGCCGAAGCCAAAGAAUGUUGGUGUUGAGAUGCCAAAGACAAAGAGUGCUGCAAAGCUACCUGAAGCUGAGGCUGAAGCUGAGACUGCCGAAGCUGAGACUGAAACUGAGACUAAAGCUGACACUGAAGCUGAGACUCCAAAGACAUCUUCUGCUUCUAAACUUUGGGCACUUUUGCCGAAGCCAAAGAAUGUUGGUGUUGAGAUGCCAAAGCCAGAGAGUGCUGCAAAGCUACCUGAAGCUGAGGCUGAAGCUGAGACUGCCGAAGCUGAGACUGAAACUGAGACUAAAGCUGACACUGAAGCUGAGACUGCUGAAGCGGAGAAGCAGCAAGAUGACCAACUAGAUAGAGAAAACUAUUGAUGAGUUGUACAGACUUUCAUCCUUGGUUUUCUUUUCCAUAUUCUUGUUGAACCCUGAGUAACAAUGAACAUACAAGCAUUGUUGAGAAAAAUCUCUUUUGGUAUUGAUUUUCUCCAACAUAUUAUUCGUUUCCAAGUAAAAAGG